Molecule: messenger RNA, 1278 nt
Organism: Symbiodinium natans
Lineage: Eukaryota; Dinophyceae; Suessiales; Symbiodiniaceae
Source: the annotation of a GenBank genome assembly
AUGAUUCUCGGAACAGGUUGGGCAAGCUUCCGGGUUCUUGCCGACAUCGACACCAAGAAGACGGAUGUCACUGUCGUGUCACCUCGGAAUCAUUUGCUGUUCACGCCUAUGUUGGCCUCCUCCGCGCUGGGCACGGUGAAUCAAAGAUCGAUUUGCCAACCGGUGCGUCCAUUGGUGGCCAAAAAGAAUGCCACCUACUAUGAAAGCGCCGUCGUUGCCAUUGACAAAGAGAAUAAGAAAGUCACGUGCAGAACGGUCGCGGGCCAGGACUUCAUGCUGCCAUAUGACAAGCUGGUGGUCGGAGUUGGCUUUCAGCCCAACGACUUCAACAUCCCAGGCGUCAAAGAGCAUGCGCUCUUCAUGAAAGAAACCGCGGAUGCAACGCGUUUCAAAGAUCAUGUCUUGGAGAGGCUGGAGGAAGCGUCCUACACCCAUGCACUGGACAACGAUCUCAGGGUCAGUGAUGAGGAACGAGCACGGAUACAAGAUCUUCUGACGUUUGUCGUCGUAGGAGGUGGGCCGACAGGCGUGGAAUUGGCCGGAGAACUCACAGACUUCCUCUACAGCGAGGGUUCGAAACUCUAUGGCCACUUGAAGCACUACAUCCGCGUGCACAUGUUCACUUAUGACCUCCUAAACUCCUUCGACCAAGAAUUGCAGGACUAUGCCCUCACUCAUUUGCAGAGAAAGCAGGGGGUUCAAGUCCAUCUUGGGGCCUUCGUUCAGAAAGUGGAGCCCGGCGUAGUGCACGUCAAGACUGGAGAGAGCCUGAUGUCGAUUCGAUUCGGCACACUGGUGUGGUGUGCAGGCAUUAAGCCGCAUCCUUUCAUCAAGUCCUUCGGCUUUACAAUGAACGACAGGGGAUCUCAGAUCCUUGUAGACCCGUACUUGAAAGUGAAAGGCGAGGAGGACAUAUAUGCCAUCGGCGACUGUUCCACUAUAGAAGACUACUGGCUUCCGCAAACAGCGCAAGUUGCCAACCAGCAGGGGCAGUAUUUGGCCAAAGUGUUGGGCCAAAAGGACCAAGUCAACAUCAAGCCCUUUGAGUUUCACAACAAGGGAACGAUGGCCUACCUGGGUGGAUUCACUGCCGUGAUGGCCAAGCUUCCUGGUGUUAGCCGGGUGAGUGGGUUUGUCGCUUUCCUCGGCUGGCGGUUCACCUACUGGUUUCUCCAGCUAUCUAUGCGGAACCGUUACAUGUUGUCCACUGACUGGCUUCGAACGCUAAUUUUCGGCCGUGAUCUGACAAGAUUCGGGCCCCGAUCAAAGCCUACAUGA